Molecule: messenger RNA, 9745 nt
Organism: Anneissia japonica
Lineage: Eukaryota; Metazoa; Echinodermata; Crinoidea; Comatulida; Comatulidae
Product: B-cell CLL/lymphoma 9 protein-like
Exons: 7
Coding region: 783-4757 (1324 amino acids)
Biological process (GO): positive regulation of transcription by RNA polymerase II; canonical Wnt signaling pathway
Cellular component (GO): beta-catenin-TCF complex
Molecular function (GO): transcription coactivator activity; beta-catenin binding
Source: RefSeq, a predicted model, not a curated record
AAUGGCCUAAGGGGCAAAGCUUGCACACCAAGUAGGCUACUUCGGAAUCCACGUUUCGGUAUAUAUAUAGGCCUAUCGCUCGAUCCGUGACUGUGAUUUCGAUAGUUUUCUUGCUUGGCGGUGCACUCAACCCCAUAAUCACUUGUAAUUUCAUUUUUGCAAAAGUUGAAAAGCGGCGUUACAUUCAAACACACAGACUUCAAAAGAAGCCGCUAUUAUUUACCAAAUUUGUUUACUUAUUUACUGGUGUCAACGAUAAUUAACCUUCCUGUAAUUGACCAAUCAAGGAUGAUAUUACACCUCACGUGACCUCUAAGUGACCUUGCUUAGCAUUUCUCCAUAACUCAAAAUGGCGGACCAGCUGCAUUGUCUGAACUGAAUUUUAAACGUACGAAAUGCAAUCAAAUUACACCAAAGGAUGUAUUUUGUAGAUUCGGCUUUUAUCAGUAUUAUUGUUCCUGCUACGAAUGCCUUGAUCUGCUAAAUUUUCUCAAUAUAAAUCUCCUGCAUUUAUCUCCAUUGGACUAAACAGCUGUGGUGACCUUGUUUAAUGCGUUUUAGUUACCAUGACGAUGAAGUCUAUUAUUAUAUAGCGGUCUGUAUCCAUAUCAGCAUUAUCAUGUAUGGUUGAAUCAAUGUGAAUUGACACCUAAUAAAGGAUAUUUACUAUAUUACAGUCAGAAAGUCAGGAAUAGUUAUUUCAUAUGAAAAUGAGAAAGACAAAGUGAAAACAGUUUUGUUGGAAGAUAAAAACUUCAAAAGAGUUACUAAUAAAGAUAACCAUGGGAGAAGAACUGAAAAGACUAACGGCAUUGGUGAAUAACACCGAGAAAAAAGUGAAUAAUGAUAAUAUUAUCACGAGUGUGGGCCUGAAUCCAAAUGGACUAAAGCAAGAGAAAAAAGAUGAAGAAAAUGGACAACUACAGAGUUUGAUGAAUGCCCAUAGGCCUUCAAUUGAAGUAAAAGGAGAAAAACGGAAAAUAGAUGAACUGAAAGAGGAAGGGACGGAAGACGACGAUUCUGUUUUUUUACCGAACGAUAGGAAUAAAGAGGAAGGAGAUAAAUCACGGAAUAAACGGAAUCGACCGACGGAAUCGAAACCAGUAGAUUGGGAUUUAGUGGAUCCUAAAACCGGGAAAAAUGGAGAAAAUAAAUCAAAUACAGAUCAUAAUACGAUGAUGUCCUAUCAUGCGCAUGGUCAGCGGUUUGGUGACCAUACUGGUGGUCAACAGCAUGAAGUAUUUGCAUUCUCAACAUAUUUAGCGAACCGUGCUGCACAGACGGUACUUGGCGGCACUUCCAACUCCAUUAUUAGCUACCACCAGACACAGUCUGCAUCGCGCAAGUUCUUACAGGCAGAUCAGGAUGCACAGGACAAGACACCACCAUCAUCAGCAGACUCUGGUGUGGCCCAUACGUCUAGUAACAAUAGCCCUGAAGAUCAGUCAAGCUCUAGACAAGGUACACCAAUUCCUCUUGGAACACCAGAUCCUAAGACCCAGGAUAACCUUCAGAAACCUAUGGAUGUUAUUGAGCCAAAAGAAUGCCGGACACCGAAAGGCAACAAUACCAGCAGUACACCUGAGGGCGGAAAUAGCACCCCAUCAAACAGUGUUCAUAAUGAAACACUCACACCCGUUAGCAGUGGUCAUGAGACGUCAACGCCGACCCCACCUACAACGACUAAGAAACAAACGGGUAGGAAACGGAAAAGUUCGGUGAAAGGUGUGACCAAAAUGCUGCAGCAUCAACAGCAACAGCAUCAACAGCAACAUCAUCAACAACACUAUGGCCCUCAUGUUAAUCCACCAUUUCAGGGUCAUUUUCCAUCUCAAGUUGGAUACAAUAUGAAUAAUCCGUUCCACACGGACAUGGCGAUGCCCUUCACAGGUAACCAGCGAAUUUCACCUGUUGGUGUGCCUCAACCAAGCACUACAGAAACGGAAGAUCUUAGUCCAAGUGCUUUGUGGGAGAAUCCACCGAGUAAGAAAAUUAGUGGUCCAGGUGCGUGGAAACCACAAAUGGAUAUGAUGUCCAACAUGCAAAACUCUAUGAUGAGCCAUCCUCGAAUGAAUGCAUCCGCAAAAAUGCAACAUCGGCAACUCAUGCGCCCGACGCAGUUUCAGCAGCAUUCUCAAGGAUCAAUGGGGGUCAGUUUACCUUUUGGAUCUGGAGUGGUGAAUAGCGAUGAAAAUUUAACUCCAGAUCAGUUACGUCACCGUCAAGAACAGCUUAGAAAACUUACCGAUAUGAAAAGAAUACUUUUGCAUGACAAGCCAGGUAACCAAAUGACAUCUCCACGGAUGAUGUCUCCUGGAGGAUUGCCUUCAUCUGACAUGAUGAUGAUGCCAGAAAAUCCUAUCAUGCAGGGAAUGAUGAGGACAAGUGGUCCUGGUAUGAUGGAACCACCCCAGCGUAUAAUGAUUUCGCCGACAGGGAUGGGUAUGAAUCCCCAGCAUAUGCCCAUGAUGCCACAGGAUGACAUGAUGUCUCCAGAGCAGCGUAUGAUGAUGCAGCCACCAAUGAAUAAUGACUGGGAGAAUGCUACCCCUGCCCAAAAGGCUUGGGUCAAAUUACAACAUGAAUAUUAUCAAGAAAAACAACAGAGUAAAAUUUUAGGCAAACAGCCGAAUAUGAUGAAUCUAGCUGGUCCCAAUAUGCCUAUGGAUUCACAUGAUCCAAUGGGAGAUUUUGGAAUGAAUCCUCAAGGAAUGCCUGGGGCAGGGAAUGUGCCACCCCCUCCACCAUAUCAUGGACCUCAAACCCCAUUUGUUGGACGACAGACCAUGGGUGGAUCUUUUCCUAUGUCGGGCGGAAUGCCAUCAAAUAAUAUGCCAUUGUCUCCAACUCGUUUAAUGAUUGCACAGCCAGGCAAUAGGACUAACCGUACUGGAUCAAUGCCUGGCAUACAGCCACAAAUGGCUUUUCAACGUUCGCAAGGCAAUAUGAACAUGCCUAUGUCACCUACCCCUAACAUGCAGAGUAAUAGUGGCCUAGAUGCAGGCCUCACUGGUAGCAUGAUGGAACAGUCGCCUAGGCCAGGACACCCAGGAACACCUGGCAUGGAAAAUUUUGGUACAACACGUAGUAAUAGUAACAAUAUGAAUCCAAUGUCACAGCCUAAUGUUCCAAGCCCGCAGAUGCCUAAACCCAACACAAGUUCAGCAAACACUGGCAUACCAACACCUUUGUCUAGUACUCCAGAGGCAAGUAUGCCAAAAACGAGUGCAGACACAAUUCAGCAAAUGACCAAAGCAUCUGAUGUGCAAAUGGGGCAGCCUCAGAGGUUGGUGAAUUUCCCUUCUAGUCAAUUGAAUCGAGACAAAGCUCCUAAUUUUCCGCCACGAGGUGAAGAACAGUUUGCGUCUCAUUUUUAUCAGAAACCUAUGGAGAAAAAACAACCUGGACGAUUACAGCAUUAUAAUAGUAAUAUGGGUGUAGGGCACGAAAUGAUGCCCUCACCACAAGGAAUGAUAUCAUCACACGGCAACAUGAUGUCGCCACAACCAGGUAUGAUGUCAUCAAAGAGUGGUAUGAUUGCUUUGACCUCCCCAGUUGGACAACAGAUGGGAGGUCAAAGUGGCAUGAUGCCACAACAAAGAAUGAACUCUUCUCAAGCACAAAUGCGCAUAAUGCCUCAAGACAUGAUGACAUCACAAGCGCUCACAACAUCUCAGUCCAAUAUGAUGUCAUCGCAUUCAAGCAUGAUGCCAUCACAGUCUGCAACAAUGAACUCACAAUCGGACAUGAUGACAUCAUCACAGGGAAUGAUGUCACCAAUGGGCAUGAUGCCUCAACAGCCAGGCUUUAUUGGAAACCAAAGGACUAUGGUCAGUCCAGGAAAUAAUAUAGCACCAGGAAUGAAUAUGCCUAAUAUGGGAAACCAUGGACUAAUGGGCAAUCCUGGCAAUAUGCCAGGUGGAAUGGGUAUGCCUGAUAUGGGCAUGCCAAAUAUGGGCAUGCCAAAUGAAGGUAACAUGGGGCAUGGGAUGAUGCCAGAGCAUGGUAUGGGUACAACUUCUAUACCAAAUGAUGUAAUAAGCAUGCAACAGCAAGGGAACACAGUAAUGAGAAAUAAUAAUAGAUCUAUGGGCUCAAGCAACAAUCAGGUUCCCUUGCCAGCUAGUUUACCCAUCGAUGCAUCAUCACGUACCACGCCUAAUAUGACAGGACAGAAAAUGAACAGUGGUGCAGCCCCGAAUACGCCUUCUUCUGGUGAUAGUCAAAAUCCUUUAGCAAUCUUACAGAACAGGUUUGAGCCUCCCCUUUUACCUGAUGGCAAGGGGCCAAAACAGACAUUGCAAUAUUUUCCAACACCGGAUGCUCAGGCACAGUCAGGAAACCCACACCUUAAUCCUGGUAUGAACCCAGGACCAGUUUCUCAACCACCUUCUCAGGGACCAAAGCAAAUUCAAAUGCCAUUUCCUAUGGACAUGGUCCGGCCUGGAAUGCAAGGCAUGAGCCAAGGAUACGGCCCUCGAUUGUCCGGGCCAAGAAUGAGCCAUUCAGAUGCCAUGUUUCAACAACAGAUGGGUGGAAUGCCCAGGAAUCAGAUGACAGGAAUGUAUGGCAUGUCACGGCAGAUGCAGCCUGAUAUGUUUGUACCAGGACGGCACAGAAUGAUGAACCCUAAUAUGAUGGGACAACAACCUAUGGGCGGCUUCAGCGACCCUGUGAUGGGAGGCCCCCAGGGUCCAGGGGGAAUGAUGGCAAUGAACAAUCCCAUGAUGCAAUAUCAAAACAUGCCCAAUAUGUGAGCAUCAAUGAUGCAAGACAUAAGGAUUGUAAAAUGGAAUAAGUCACUAUGCUGCAGGGAUGACUCAAACUAAUAAGUCGCUCGCCUAAAGACACUAAUGAGCAGCCUCCCGCUAAGACAGAGCAGUAUAAAAAGUGCGGUCAAAAACACACGCCAUGACAAUGUCUUGCUGAAGAAGUUUGUUCCUCUCAGCAAUUCAUGAUGACAUUGGAAUGGCGGUGACGAUGUGGAGUAAGGAAAUAUUUAUUUUGUGAAUAAAAACAAAGACAAAAUUGUACAUAUUGACAGAUUGUCUGUCAUGGGUCAUCUAUAGGUUCUGGUAUAUUUUACAAUCGUCUGUAUAUCGGUCCUUAUGGGUGCGUGUGGAUGUGUGUGAAAGUGUGUGGAAAAGACUGAGAGAGAAACAGACAGAUGUCAAUUACUAGUCUUACUUAAUAUAUAAUUUUAUUGUUAUACAACACUAUUGAAGAUGUUCAUAACAGAUACGAAUAAGAUAAUUUGAAAUCAAUUAUGAUUUGCUAUAGAUUUUGUUUAUCAAUAAAUGUUGAAGGUGACCACAUUUUAAUAGUGUUUGAAAGGGAAGAUUUGUCCCACAUUCUAGUAAAUAAAUUAAAGAUAUACUCUCAAAUAUCAGUGCUCGGUUUUGACAACAAUAAUUUUCUUUGAUAAAUUGACAAAAGAAUAAUUAUUGUUAAUACUGCAUUGGACAGAAUGUCUAUUAAGUUCUAUUGGACAGUAUACACCUGUUUUCAGGAGUGAUACAAACAUUUCCAUCAUUUAAAAUUGUGUUUUUUUUUGUAACAGAGGCCAAGGUUUAUGAGAGUAGAGAGAGUUGCGAAUAAUCUGGUACAUGUGUUCACUAGUGUUAAUUUUUCUUAGAAAUGUAUAAUGUAUUUUUACUUGACAAUUUAGUUUUUGUUCUUACAACAAUUACUCUCUUCUUGCCAUUGGAGUUUGCUUCUGCUGUAGGUCUUUUCCGACAUUAGUUAAGAGGUUAUCAAAGUUGCUCUCAAAUGGCUUGCAGCCAUGGACAUGAAUGUGAGUCCUUUACACUUCGUUUUUCCAAACAGAUUAGGAGAUUGAUUUUUUUUUUUUUUUUGAGUCAACAGUGCAAUGAUUGGUUUUGGUAGUGCAACUUGUACUCCAUCUUUCAGAUUUUCUUUUUACAAAUGCACAUAUUAGUUAUCAGAAAUCAAUUGAUUUGUUCAUAAUUGCACUUCAAUUUCACCUCCGUUUUGGACACAAUUUCCUCCCAUCCUAUCAACAAAUUUUGAUAUCUAUAUUAUACAGUACUCUCAUCUCCAUUACACCUAAAUUUUCUAAUGAUUAUAGUUUGGUAAUUUUGUAUCAAUAGUUCCAUCAUUGAUGUUAUGACAGACAAGAUAAAUUGCUUGAAUAGGCAAACCAACUAAUUUUUAAUGCAUACACAAAGCAUGGCAUUUAUCGCUGCAUUGUUGAUCUUCAAAAUGAUGCUAAUUAAUAUUCAUAUCUAGUAUAAUUAUUGCUAAAUUUGCAUUGUGAAUUGUCUUGGAUUAUUGUUCAAUUAAUCGCGCCUGAUGUUGUUAUUUCUACUAUGCAUAAACUGCUCGCCUUUUAACCUGCCGUGCAUCAGUGAUUCUAUCUCAUUCGUGUGCAGAUGACGAGAGCAGUAGAGCUCGUUGAAUUGAUAAUGUGUAGUGGUAUAUAACAAAUGAAUACUAAACACUCAAGACGUUCAUAUUGGCGUGCUGAAGCCAAGGACCUGAUUAAUAUGUACUUAUGUCUUCGCCAAUUCCAGUGCAUGGAAUCAAAAAUGCUAUUUACUAAAUUCUUUGUUUGCUACAUUCAAGACGAAUAAACAAUUUACAUUCAGAAUUUUUUUUUGUUGUGGCAGUAAUAAAAAUCAACCUAUGAUAAAUAUAUUACUAUUGGGAAAAGGGAUUUUUUUAAAUAAGUAAAUUAUAAAUUAAAAGUGUAUUUUGUAGUAAUUUAAUUAAAUAAAAUGAAUUGGAAAUUGUAAUUAAAACAUUGAUUUAUAGAUGAUAAUGAAAUUGGCAUUUUAGUGAGCAAAUAACACCUUAAUUAAAAUUUUGUAAGGAUUAAUGUGUUAAACCCAAAAAGAGAAAUAGUAAUAUUUUGAAAUAAUAAUGUGGUUUAUUAUUAUUAAUGCCACCAUGAAAAAUAAUUUUUAAUGAUUAUGUAACAGAUUAAUAUUUUUUUGAUGUUAUUGAUAUUUAACAAUAUCAAUAUUUUACAAUGCAUUGAAUUAUCGUAACAAUUGCAUCCUAAUUUAUUAUUAUGAUAUCACUUUUACAGUUCAUUGUAACUGAUAAUGUGAAUGUGAAUAUUAAUUAGGCAAAGCUAACCUUUGACCCAUUUCUAUCAGAAAGAGGGAGGCAAUCCUGCAUAUUGUUAGUGUUGUUUUGCCAUGCAUAUUAUAACAUUAAUAAUAGUAAUAAUAAUAAUAAUAAUAAUUAUUAUUAUUAUUAUCAUCCUCAUUAUGAAUAAUAUUUUAAUUAUUGUUGUUGUUCUGUCUUUUAUUCUACCAACCAAAAAUAUUUAUUCUAUUUCUAUAAUUUGAUGGUAAGAACAAUUUUGUUAGGUGUCAUCUUUUGAAAGUAGUUGAUGAAUUAGGGCAGUUGACCUGUAAAAACACUAUAAUGAAAUUUUGAGAUAUAAGUUAAUGAGGCUGGAGGUGAUAUGUAAGUACUGUAUAAUUAAAAGAAUAGUCCAUGCAAGGACCAUAAUUGCUUAGUUUUGAUAUUAUCCAUGCUAACAUAUAUUAGCAACUAAUGAUUUCAUUGAGAUGCUUAUUACUUUGGAAAAGAAACUAUCAGACUUUUUACACUUAAAAUUGAAAUGAAACCCACUGUCCUACCUCUGUUAUCAUCCUCCCCUCCCCCAUUGAAAAUAUGUUGCUACCUCUAUUUGUACAUGCUUAAAUGUUUAAAGUUAAAAGAACAAUUUAUUUGUCCCAUGUAAGCCUUAUGAAGUAAAGUGAGUAUUGAAUAUGGUACCUUAUGCAUACAAAAAUGUUUCAAUUUUGUUAUAUUGCAAGUUUACUAUCAGAGUAUAGACUGUUUCUGUAGUAUCUUCAAUAUAAAAACAUUGCAAAGGAAAAAAAGUUUCUAAUACUGGUGUGUACCUUACAAUUGACAAUGAUGGGAAUAUUUGUCUGUCACAUGUUUAUUCCACUAUCAAUAUUGGCAGGUAAAACAGCAUCUCAUUAAACAAAUACUGUAUUGCUUAAUCAUAUGGUUUUGUUCUGAUUGUUAUUUAUCAUUUUGUAUGUUAACAAGAUAACAAGAGCGUGUAAUGGUAAAAGAAAUAUCUAUGAAACACUUUGAUUAUGUUUAAAAUUUAUGGUAAUGAGAAUAUUUUCAAUGAAUUCAAAGCUGAAAUUAUUACAGUACAUGAUGGCAUUAUUUGAGCUGAGGUAAAUUUUCACAGCUUGGCAUUUCAAGCAACAAUAUGUAUACAAAUUGUACAUAACAUUGCAUGUAGAUAUUUACAGACGUGUGUGUUGGGGGCGCUGUUCAUAUACACUGCAAGAUUUUCAUAAAGUUUUUAUUUUAUGACCUUUUUUUUUUUUUCAAAAAAAUAGGUUUGACAGUUUUUGUCUGUUGUGUUAGCUAUCAUUUUAUAAUAAAAAAAAAAAAAAAGAGCAUAUACCAAGAGUUGUACAUUUGAUUAAAAAAAAAUUAUAACACUAUGUUCUGUUACAAUGAAAUCAUGGAAUUUGUACAUUUUAUCAUUUGGGAUAUCUUCUCUGAUUCCCACACCUGGAAUUUUAUUUAGAUAUGCUUAUUGUUAUAGUUAAAUAGUUAAUUGAUCGAUUGUUAAGAAGCCAACAAGUUCUGUACUGUUUUUUCUGAUUUCAUUGAUUAUGGUUGAUCAUUUUUCAUCAAUGCUAUCUGACAGAAUACAAAGGAACUUGCUGACUUUAAACCAAGUAUAUUUCUAUAACAUUUAUUACACCAGCCUGGUUUUUACGUGAGCUUAGAAUUUUGUCUUUGAAACUACAAUAUUCUUGUGUCGGUCACUUAUGGGAAAUGAGAAAUUAUAGUUAACUGAACCUAGGAAAAUUAACCAAUAAAUUAAAUGGUAUCUAUUAGUUUUGAAGCGAAUCCCUCCAUUUUUCAAUUUAUUAUGGAAAUAAGGCAGCAGGUUUUUAAAAACCUCUUUUUCUUAUUCAGUUGAUGUUCUUAUUUUAAACUUCAGUAAACUAAAUAGGUUCAAUUAUUUAACUACAGAUUGAGAAUUUUCAGGGGAGGGGAGGAGAUGGUCCUAAUUAUUAUCUGAAGUCAGUGACAUAAAGGGUGAGAAAUCAAUAAACAUGAUGAUACUUGUAAAUUGUAUAUUUUCAAAUGUUGACCUUUGUAUGUUAGAUUAUAUAACUGCCUAGAACUAUCCCUGACAUUGUUGCACAACUAAUGGGAUUCAAGUAUUGACAGUUUUUAACCUCUCUCCAAAACUGUCUGGUGUAUUUCAGUAUAUUGAUGUAUAAAUGAACGAGAGACAACACCUCUCACCAAAUGUGCGCCCUCAUUUUUUGUUUGUUUUUCGGUCUUAGAGAUAUAUCUGAAAAUAUGUGUAUUUUGGUUAUUGCUCCAUUGUGAGGAGAGGGGUAAUUGUCAUAUAUUGUAACUUAGAGCAUGUAGUAGAUAGGUAUUGUAGACAGUGCGAUUUACCUGUAACAUAAAUGGAAUCUCCUGAAUGUAGCUGCAGAUAGGCUGUAUAAUUGUUUAAAAACCUAUCCGUAUCUCCUGGGUGACGAAUGUUUGUGAUAUCUGUACAAAAAGCUAAUUGUGUAUCACAGUUAAUGGCGAGUAAAAAAGUAGAUUUUUUACAAGUAGCCCCUUCAGGUCUAUUUUGUAGUUCUUGUGUAGAGGUAUUUUGUUGAUGGACUUAAAAAUUCCAUAACUUAUUGUUUUAUGAGCUGUUGCCAAGUUUUGUACUUAACCAUUUGAAAAUUGUGUACAUAAUAUUUUGAUUAAUUUUUGAAACAUA